AUGCCAGUGGGAGUUGCAUCACACGGCAAAUCAUCUGAUAACACAGAACACACACAAGAAGCAAUAGAUUAUUUAGAAUGGACCACAACUGGAACUAAAAAAUCUACAAAUAGAAUAGAUGAUAUAUUAGUUCUAACUACUAAAGGAGAAGAUUUAGUUUCACAAAUCAAUUUAGGAAUAGAGAAAGAUCAGCAAUGCUGGUAUUGGGUAAUAUACUGCUCUGACGAUGGGGAUAUUUGUCAACAUUUAUGUAGUGGAAUUGGAAAAUGUUUAGAAACUUGUGAUCAUUAUUUGUUACAUAAUAAUCUAAAAAAUGCAAAUGAUAUGCAUUUAUGCAGUGUUAGAGUUAUUUCUGAAUGUCAAUUAUUAGAUUCAAUUGCUUUAAGUAGAAGAGCAGAUCACAGAACAGCUAAAGGAAUAAAAGCUAAAUUAUUAACUUCAUUUAAUGUAUUAGCAAGUCAGCAUGAAAUUUAUGAUAAUGAUAAACUUCGAAGACUUAUUAUAAGAGAUGAUAGAAAAUUUAAAGAUAAUACUGGAUCAUGGACACAACUUAAUAAUUUGGUUAAUGAAUUAUUAAAAUCGCAAGGAAAUAUAUUAUAUUAUCAGACACCAGAUUUAGAUCAGCCAAUUGAAUCAUCUGAUCGAUAUUAUCAACUAACUUUUUCUGAUGAAUUUUGGCUUAAAAAUAGACAUGAUCAUGGAAAUAUUUGCAUUGGUAUUGAUGGAAAAUAUGAUUUAAAU
Molecule: messenger RNA, 741 nt
Organism: Funneliformis caledonium
Lineage: Eukaryota; Fungi; Glomeromycota; Glomeromycetes; Glomerales; Glomeraceae
Source: the annotation of a GenBank genome assembly